AUGAAGAUAUCCGCACUCGUCGCCUCUCUGGCCGUCGCCGGCUCUGCCGUUGCGGCACCUCCAGCCGGAUCCAAGCCCUUUGGAAUCAUGUCUCUACGCUCUGCCAGCCCAAUCCAUUUCGGCCAGGUUAGCGCUGCCCACGGCAGUAUUCGCAUCAACCAACAGAACCAGGACGCCGUAUGCAAGGUUAAGCACGGAGAGAAGCCACCCACCACCGCUACCUUCUACAUCAAAGAUGAGAUCCUCUACUUGUACACUGGAAAGGGCUUGAUACAGAAGGUCUUCACCGAUCGUUCUGGAUUUGGCCAAGGCGUCACUGGCUAUCUCACUGGCGACGGGCCCCUCCCGAAUCGUUUUGAGGACAAGGGCUGGAUGGUCGACGGCAACGGCAACCUCAGUUUCAAGGGUCAGGGCCUCCUUGCCUGUCCCACCUCUGUCCCUGGCGGCGGCUGGUCGAUCUGGAUUUCUGGCAACAAUCCUAACCCAGGCGGACACACGGGCUGUCUAGGAUUCAGCCCACGCACCGUACCAUUGAAGCACCCGGUUCGCUGCGAAUACAGCCAACAGUAG
Molecule: messenger RNA, 570 nt
Organism: Arthroderma uncinatum
Lineage: Eukaryota; Fungi; Ascomycota; Eurotiomycetes; Onygenales; Arthrodermataceae
Exons: 2
Coding region: 1-570 (189 amino acids)
Source: RefSeq, a predicted model, not a curated record